Sus scrofa (pig) is the source of this 936-nucleotide messenger RNA. RefSeq names its product tachykinin precursor 4 (gene TAC4). Gene Ontology annotation, molecular function: substance P receptor binding. NCBI's taxonomy places the organism in Eukaryota, Metazoa, Chordata, Mammalia, Artiodactyla, Suidae. The record is from RefSeq and is a predicted model, not a curated record. Gene Ontology annotation, biological process: inflammatory response; tachykinin receptor signaling pathway; positive regulation of cytosolic calcium ion concentration.
GUGUCACAGGAAAUGGCCCCGGGAGCUCAGAUAAGCUGAAGGAACCCCAGUAGCUGGGAGGACAGAGAACGGGUGGCAUUGCUCCCACCUGCCCUGCCCAGAAGAGCCUGAGAGAGUGACCGAGCCUGAGCCUGCUAGAGGCGGUCUUCAGGCUGAGAGGGGCUCCCCAAGUCCCAGGACAGAGCAGGGCUCACCAUGCUGCUUGUCCUCAGCCUGCUCCUCCUCACGGGGCUGUCUGUGGGCACCGAGGCAGGUGAUAAGGAACUGACCCUCGAUGCUAAAGCAGGAUCCUGGGUGACAGUGACCCUGGAGGAAGAUGGCAUUCCCAGCAUUCAGCUCCAGCUCCAGGAGGUGAAGCGGGGCAAAAACAGCCAGUUCUUUGGGCUGAUGGGGAAGCAGGUGGGAGGAACACCUCCCAUCCAGCCAGAGAGAACAGGCAGCCUUCCUCUGCUGUGCUCUUUCUUUCUUCUGUAUGUCCUCUCUCCAUCACCAGGGUAUCAGCGAGGACCAGUGAUCCAGGGUCUCCUGAGCCCGGGAGGACCAUCUACAGAAGGCAGAGAGGACAAGGACCGCGGGUCAGAGUGAGAGCCCCCACCGCACGCCUCCCAGAGGACCAAACCCCUUCUCCCCACGUGGACAUAACAGCGGGCCAGUCAGGCCAGGCCGGCUCUUCUCCGUGUCUCCUGUGCUCAUCGCUGGCGUGUCCCUCCCACCAGGCCUUCCAUGAACUCACUGGGCUCUUUCUUCCCAGGGCUCUGGGUCUCAAGCGCCACAUUGUGCUUCCAUGCAAAGUUGUCACCACUGUGAGCUAGUGCCCUGCGCCCCACCCCUUCCAGCAUUCUAUUCAAACCUCACCUCCUAGCAGGAUUCGGUCUCUCCACUCUGUCUCCUAAGCCCAGAACCCAGAGAGAGCUCAAUAAACCAAUGAAGAGUGAA